Messenger RNA from Acanthosepion pharaonis, 1125 nucleotides. NCBI's taxonomy places the organism in Eukaryota, Metazoa, Mollusca, Cephalopoda, Sepiida, Sepiidae. The record is from the annotation of a GenBank genome assembly.
AUGAAACUAUCCCCGUCUGGUCCCCCUUCUUCUCUUCUCCUUUCAUUCACUUUACUUUUGACUUCCUUCCUUCCUUCCUUCUCUCCUUCCUUCCUUCCUUCCUUCCUCCCCUCCCCCCCCUCCUUCCUUCCUUCCUCCCCUCCCCCUCCCUCCCUUUCCUUCCUUCCUUCCUUCCUUCCUUCCUUCCUUCCUUCCUUCCUUCCUUCCUUCCUUUCUUCUCCUCUCACCCAACCAUCUCUCCAUCCGUCUAUCCUUCCAGCCUUUUCUUUCUUUCAUUCACUUCCUUCCUUCCUUCCUUCCUUCCUUCCUUCCUUCCUUUCUCCUUCCUUCCUUCCUUCCUUCCUUCCUUUCUCCUUCCUUCCUUCCUCCCUCCCUCCCUCUCCUUCCUUCCUUCCUUCCUUCCUUCCUCCCUCCCUCCCUCUCCUUCCUUCCUUCCUUCCUUCUUUCUUUUCUUUCUUUCUUUCUUUCUUCUUCUCUCACCCAACCAUCUCUCCAUCCGUCUAUCCUUCCAGCCUUUUCUUUCUUUCAUUCACUUUACUCCUUCCGUCUUUCCUUCCUUCCUUCUCCUUCUUUAACCCAAUCUUCCCCCCAUCCGUCCAUCCAUCCUUCCUUUUCCUUCUUUCAUCCGCUUUACUUCUUCUUUCUUUUAUUCUUCCUUCUCCUCUCACCCAAACUUUUCUCCAUCCGUCUAUCCAUUCUGCCUUUCCUUCCUUCAUCCACUUUACUUCUUCCUUCCUUUUUUCUUUCCUUCUCAUUCUUUCACCCAACCUUCUCCCCAUCCGUCCAUCUUUCCUCCCUUUUCCUUCUUUAAUCUACUUUACUUCUCCCUUCCUUCCUUCUUUCCUUCCUUCCUCUAUUCUCCUCUCACCCAAACAUAUCUACAUCCAUCCACCCAUCCUUCCUCGCUUUUCAUUCUUCUAUACACUUUACUUAUUUCUUCCUUCCUUACUUUCUCCCUUCUCUUUUUUUCAUCAAAUUUUCUUCCUUAUCCGCCCAUCCUUCUCUUUUCCUUCCUUCAUUCACUUUACUCCUUCCUUCAUUUCUUUCCCCUUUCUUUUGAACUCUUUUCUUUCGUCUCUUGGAUUUUUCUUUCUUUCUUUCGUUCUUUCUUUCUUUCUUUCGUGA